Aspergillus candidus is the source of this 1197-nucleotide messenger RNA. Its product is annotated as NAD(P)/FAD-dependent oxidoreductase. The transcript has a single exon. Gene Ontology annotation, cellular component: cytoplasm. NCBI's taxonomy places the organism in Eukaryota, Fungi, Ascomycota, Eurotiomycetes, Eurotiales, Aspergillaceae. The coding region runs from base 1 to 1197 and encodes 398 amino acids. Gene Ontology annotation, molecular function: flavin adenine dinucleotide binding; electron-transferring-flavoprotein dehydrogenase activity. The record is from RefSeq and is a predicted model, not a curated record.
AUGUCAUUCAACAUCGUCGUAAUCGGCGGCUCCUAUGCAGGGAUUGGCGUCUGCCACGGCCUGCUGCAGAAGAACUCCGACCGGAAGAUCACAGUAACGCUGAUCAACCCGUCCACGGAGUUCUACUUCAACAUCGCGGCGCCGCGCAUCGUCGCCAAAUCCGAUAUGAUCGCACCCGAGAAAUACACCUACUCCGUUCCUGAGGUGUUUGAGAAGUACCCGGCGGGAACCUUCCGCUUCGUGCAUGGCAUAGCUAGCAGCAUCGACCUGGAAGAGCGGAACGUCCACGUCCAUGUGCGCCACGCCGCCAACGACAACGAGACGACCGAGGACAAAAAGAAGGAGGAGGUGAUUGCCUAUGACCACCUAGUCAUUGCAUCGGGAAGCACUACUCCCUCAACAGUCGGCCAAGACAGCUUCGCCGCGCCAUUCAAAGCGCCCAUAGACGGCGACCUCGCGGCAGCCGUGUCGCACACGCAGCGCGCCAUCCGCGACGCAAAGACGAUCGCCAUCGGCGGCGGGGGUCCCGUCGGCGUCGAGUUCGCAGGGGAGAUCGCCGAAGCAUACGAGAGCGACACGAGCAAGAAAUCCAUCACGCUCAUAUCAGGGACGGCGCGGCUCCUCCCCACACUCCCCGCCAGCGCGCAGGAUGCGGCGGAGCAAACCCUGCAGAGCAAGGGCAUCCACCUGCAGCUGGGGAAGCUCGUCAACCGAGCGGAGUCCACCACAGACGGCGGGUGGACCGUGCACUUGUCGGACGGGACGACCCUGACAGUGGACCUGUUCAUCUCAGCGAUGGGCACGCUCCCGAACAGUGCGUUUAUCCCGGAGUCACUGCGGGAUGAGAAAGGGUGGGUCACGGUCGACGAGCACCAGCAGGUGUUGAACCGACAGGGCCAGGCCGAACCGCGCGUCUACGCCCUAGGCGACAUCACGUCGUAUCCGGACCGGCUGCUGCUGCGGGUGCAGCCGCAGAUUCCGAUCGUCGUGGCGAACGUCCAGCGCGCUGUGGAGGAGCGCCACACGGCGCUGAGCUCGUAUUCGCCGGCGGCGCAGUGGACGGUGAUGGUAGUCCCGGUGGGACGAUGGACGGGCACGGGGGCGAUCGGCGGCUGGCGCCUUUGUGGAUGGCUUGUGUCGUUGGCCAAGGGCAGGGAUUUCUUUAUUGGCAAGGCGGCGUCUUUUAUCCGAGGGUGA